Nanorana parkeri is the source of this 2475-nucleotide messenger RNA. RefSeq names its product zinc finger protein 438 (gene ZNF438). NCBI's taxonomy places the organism in Eukaryota, Metazoa, Chordata, Amphibia, Anura, Dicroglossidae. The record is from RefSeq and is a predicted model, not a curated record. Gene Ontology annotation, biological process: regulation of transcription by RNA polymerase II. The transcript has 3 exons. Gene Ontology annotation, molecular function: sequence-specific DNA binding; DNA-binding transcription factor activity, RNA polymerase II-specific. Gene Ontology annotation, cellular component: nucleus. Bases 47 to 2401 code for a protein of 784 amino acids.
GUAUGCACGGCCCCCCCUCCUGCAAAGAGAAUGCAAACUAUGCAGCAUGUCCAGGAGAUGUGUGGGGAAAGCCUUAUCUCCAGAUGAAUCAAAGUUUUCUUCGGGCUCCAGCGGGACAAUGCAAUCCAAGAAAACUGUACAAAGCAAAACCCAUUUUAGGACCAUUGCACCAAAAGUUGCACCCAAAGUUGUUUCCUCCUGUCCUCCCUCCUUCCCGCCCUCUGUGGCAGACAUCACUGCCUCUAAUGCAAAACCUUUCAUUAUGCAAACUCAAAACUAUGCUUUAAUGAAAGUUGCUGGCCAAGACGGCACUUUUUCCUUGGUAGCUUUACCACAGGUCGCUUCAUCCAUGGGAGGACAAGUCAUUCAAACUACCAGCAUACCUUUACAGGAAAAUCCUAAAUUGCCCAUUCCAAGGUACCCACCUAGCCACGAGAAGAAGCCAUUGAACAAAACGUCAAGGGUACUAAACAAAACAAAAUUAGAAAAAUCUGUUGUAGGUAAAAGUGAAGACAAUAAGGAGAGCAUUAUGAAACCAGAUUCUAAAGAAGAGGCUGCAACACCAAAACUUGCUUCUGUGACCACAGCCGAAGAGGUUGUCUCUGAAAGCGGCUUGUUCCCAGGUGCUGGAGCACAGGUUGCUAAUGUAAGUAAUUCAGCCUUGCUGUUUAUUGAUAAAGCUGCCCCUUCAAUGUUACCUGCAACUAGUCCUGCAAAGCUUAGUGUUGACUUUGAAAAGAAAGCUGGUUUAGGAGACAGUGGGACACUGGUGAAAUGCAAAAGUGCCAAAGUGACUGAUUCAACAAAUCCUGCAGCAGUUCUCUCCCCAGUGGUCUUUGGGAGUCCCGUUCAUCUCCUUUCAUCUGUGCCGAAGGGAAAACUGCCCAUCUUGCCUUACUCAAAAAUCAAGAAAUCCAUUAUUUCUAAUUGUAAACAGUCAGCAGGCCCUUCCAAGUUACCGCAGUCAAAUGUAGCUCAGUGUGGAAUGCAGACUUCAAGUGAUGCCCAGGCUUCCUCAUCAGUCAGUAUCUCACAAGGCCCCACCCAAGGUGGUCCAUACCCACCAGUACCAAAACCUGAUGGCAAUUUAAGCCAACGGAAUGGUGUUCCAAGUAAGAAAAGAGGAAAAAAACGAAAAACUUCAAGUGAGACUUUGGGGUACCAGACUAAAAUGAGAUUGGUUGGGAAUAGGCUGAUUAUGUGCAAGGAAAGGGCCAAAUCUCAGGCUGUGGAGGCCAGUGAUAAGAAGACUGUAACAGUGAAGAAAUACAGGAACAUUAUGCCAAAGCCCUUUGUUGAUAUUCAGGGCUUUGUUUCACUUAGCGGCUCUUCCUCUGUACUACAAUCUCAGGCAAGCGAAUUCAGCCUUAGAAAUCGCAUGAUAAGUGUUAGAACACAUAGGUGGAGGCAGAAUGAUGCUUUACCAGUGGCUCAAAGUGACUGUAAAAUCCCUUCCUUGUCUGCAAAACUGCUCUAUAAGUGUCACAUCUGUGAUCAUAGUUUUCAGUUUAAGCACCAUUUACAAGACCACCUAAACAGCCACAGCAACAAAAGACCCUACCACUGCCGCCUAUGUCGCAAGGCCUACGUGCAUUCAGGCAGUCUGAGCACGCACAUGAAGCUUCACCACAGUGACAGCCGCCUCAAAAAGCUGAUGUGUUGCGAGUUUUGUGCCAAGGUGUUCGGACACAUCCGGGUAUAUUUUGGUCAUCUCAAAGAAGUGCACCGUGUUAUCAUCAGUACGGAGUCCUUGGCUAAGCAAGUGGAGAGGAAAAGUCAAACCCACCGGGAUGAAACCAGUAUGUUAGAUAGGGACCGGCAUGGGAAUGAAGAUGAUGCCCUUCACGGACAAACAGAUGAGAUCCGACUGCAGAUAAAAUGUGGACGUUGUCAUUUUAUCACACCUACAUUUUCGGACAUGAAACUCCAUUUGUUGUGCAUACAUGGAGAUGAAUUUAAAGAAAUAUUACAGGAUGGUGUCCUAGAGAACAGGCAAGGUGCCCAAGAGGAGGUGGUCAAGCAUGCAACUCACCACUGGAAACUGCUCAGUGAGAAGCGGAAUGUGGUCAAGUGCUAUAAAUGUGAUGAAGAGCUUUUUGGUUCCAGCAGACUCAGGAAACAUGUAUGCGUUUCAAACUCUACUCAUAGUGAACUUAGGGAAACGGAAAUGGCUCCAUCGGUAGAAGGGCGAAACCCGCCAGGGCAGAAUGAUGACCUUCCAUCUGGAUCUUGCACUGAAAUUCAAUUCUGCUGUGGAAAUGUUUUUAACUGCCUGUUGUGUAAACAAGUUUUCGAAGUUCAGAAGGAGCUCUUUGAACAUUGGGAAACAAAGCACAACUGUGACGAUCCCUUAGUACUUUGGACAAUUUUUAGUUCUCUCGCCAAGACUGAUGCAAAAUAGUCUUAAGUAUUUUACUUUUGUUUAUGGAAAGCAGCACAAGCACUAUGGAUCCUAAAUUUGAACUUGGCUUUGAA